CAAAAAGCAUUGGACAUACCAAAGCACUACCCCCUUUAAAACACUCAAAGUACCUGAUUAAUCAACAUGCAGUUCACCAUCUUCGUCGUAAUGAUCUCUAUGAUCUUCGGUCUGAGCCUGAUCCAAGCAGCCCCCAUCAGCGAUAGCAAAGCUAGCCAGGAUCCAGGAUUCGUUUCGGCCACAGAUCUCACUGGCGAGCCAGUUCGUCAAAAGCGUGCCAGUUCGGAUUACUACCAAGGCGACUACUUUAUCUGCUAUCCAAAGAGUGCAGUCUACGGCAAAACCGGUGGUUACAGCUCCGGUUCCAACCGCAGAUCCUACGACUCUGAUCUGUAUGGACCCCAUUACCUGGCCGAUGAUUCCUUCGAAGUCCGAAAGGCUCGAGCUGAUGCCAGACGUGCCGCCUACACCGACAGCUACGGAAAAUAAAGAAGAGCCUCUAAAUGGAUUACACUUUAAACAAUGUUAGGA
This is a messenger RNA of Drosophila bipectinata, 471 nucleotides long. RefSeq lists its product as uncharacterized. The record is from RefSeq and is a predicted model, not a curated record. NCBI's taxonomy places the organism in Eukaryota, Metazoa, Arthropoda, Insecta, Diptera, Drosophilidae.